CCCCAUGGGACAGCCGAGGGAACGCCCCGCCCUGGGGUGACACUCACUUUCCCCCACCACCGCCUUCAGCCCCGAGGGCGCCAUCUUCCCCCAAGGAGUACGGCCGCUUCCGGGUCGGUCCCAAGGUGGGGGCGUGGCCCGGCCCGUCAUCCACGUGGGCCCCACCCCGCGGGCUCGGGUCCCGCCCCCUGCGCACCUGGUCCCGCCCCGCGGUCAUCGGUUCGCCGCCUCCGGGAAACUGGGUCCCAGCAACAGCAGUUUGUUCCACUUCGAGGGCAAGUGCACUGACAGGGCCCCAGACGGCUAUCCCCAGUCGGUGUGCGCCCUCGAGGAGUCCCUCGUGGGAACUGAAGUGCUCUCUUGCUCACACACUUUGAGAUCAGUUUGCUCAGCGCGAUGGCAGAGCUGUAAAAAUACCCGUCUCACCUGGGUACCAGUACCACCGUGUCCAGAAGUUCCUCCCUCCGUGAUAUAGUGUGCCCACUCAAAGGACAACGGGGCCUUCGAGAUCUGGAACUGUUACAGCCGCCCUCUGUCAUCCAAAGACUAGUAGCACAAGAUUGGGCAACAUUUGGUAGACUCCGGAGGCCUGGAGACCCCAGCAGGUACUAGAGACUGAAGACACUCAGCAUGGCCUUUGAGGGGCAGAUGGACAGGAGCUCCAGAGUUUCUUUCAUGGAGGCCCUAGGGGCGCUACAGGGUCACAGGAGUGGUGAGUAGCAGGAGCCAGUUUGGCUUGUGUGUCUGUGGAGGAUGCAGGGAUUUCAAGGAGUCCUAGACCCCAACUCCCUCCUGGCUAUCGCCCUGUAGAUGUCACCUGUGCUGCAAGGGGAUGAACAUAUAGACGGGAACUGGAUGUCUUGGGGAGGGACAUCCUGCAGGCCCUACCCUCUCGUUGGUUGGUCAACAUCACACUGGCUUCUUCCUGGCCCCAUCUGAGAGUCCUCAAGGCCCUGUGAGCAUGGCUGUGCCCAGAGAGGUCAAAACCUGGACUGCCCUGCCCCCUCCACCCACCUCAUCAUCAGUCUGGAUGAACAAUUACCUAGAGAUCAUCUUUCUGGGGCUUAAUUGUGGGUGGGAGCAGAUGGGAUGUGAGCUGGGGAUUUGGGGAUGGGGAAAGGUAUCUGCUCCCCCUUCCCCCACAUCCUGGCCUUUUAAAAGGCCCUCUCAGGUGUGGGGGCCCUGUCAUAGGCCAGGAGGAAAGUGUGGGAGACACAUGAUGGAUCAGGAAGAAGAAAAGAGCAAGGGGGUCUCAGACCUUCUGGACAAGGCAGGUUCACCGGACCAAGAAGGCUUCUUCAACCUGCUGAGCCACGUGCAGGGCGAUCGGAUGGAGGAGCAGCGCUGUUCCUUGCAGGCUGGUCCAGGCCAGACCCCAGAAAGCCAGGGUGGCCCUGCUCCUGAGAUGGACAAUCUCAUGGAUAUGCUGGCUGACACCCAGGGCCGCCGCAUGGAUGACCAGCGUGUAACCAUCAAUUCCCUGCCUGGCUUUCAACCUAUUGGUCCCAAGGAUGGAAUGCAGAAACGACCUGGGACCCUCAGCCCUCAACCCCUGCUCACCCCUCAGGACCCUGCUGCACUCGGCUUCCGCAGGAACAGCAGCCCCCAACCCCAGACACAAGCUCCUUGAGAGUUCUAGCCACCCUGGGCCCCCCAUCGGCCCCUGAAAACAACAAUAAAAUGCUUGG
Peromyscus eremicus (cactus mouse) is the source of this 1688-nucleotide messenger RNA. RefSeq names its product Purkinje cell protein 2 (gene Pcp2). Gene Ontology annotation, molecular function: guanyl-nucleotide exchange factor activity; protein binding. Lineage: Eukaryota; Metazoa; Chordata; Mammalia; Rodentia; Cricetidae. The transcript has 5 exons. Bases 962 to 1630 code for a protein of 222 amino acids. The record is from RefSeq and is a predicted model, not a curated record.